This is a messenger RNA of Nelumbo nucifera (sacred lotus), 1092 nucleotides long. RefSeq names its product putative carbohydrate esterase At4g34215. NCBI's taxonomy places the organism in Eukaryota, Viridiplantae, Streptophyta, Magnoliopsida, Proteales, Nelumbonaceae. The record is from RefSeq and is a predicted model, not a curated record.
UGGAGGAUGAACCCUCCUCCGACAUUACAUGUGAUUAGAUGAAAAGAGCAGAGCCACCAAUGUUGAGUCAUGAGUGAUGGAGUAGGUGUGUGAUACUGACAUGAUGUGUUGUGAUGGUCUUGAUUUUGGGCUUCCCAGAUGAAAUAAGUUAGCAGCGAGCACACUGAUUUUAAUUUUAGUUUUCCUUUUAUUUGUACGGAUUUUUUAAAGCUAUUAUCUUAUCUUACUAAAGCUCUUGCCUAAGCCUUAAAGCCCCAACUCUCCUUCCAAAACUAUACCAGAUCUGGGGAAGAGGGAAAUAGAUGGAGAUCGGUGGCUCGAAGCAGAACAAUGAAGGUUUCGUGGGGAACAAACACAUUUUCAUCUUAUCCGGACAGAGCAAUAUGGCCGGACGAGGGGGAGUAACACGAGAGAAGAUAUGGGAUGGGAUCGUUCCCUCGGAUUGCUGCCCUGAUCCCAGUGUCAUUCGAUUAAACGCAAAAUUGCAGUGGGAGGAGGCCCAGGAGCCCCUCCACGCCGAUAUCGACACGAAGAAGACGUGUGGCAUAGGACCUGGGAUGUCCUUCGCAAAUGCGAUCCGGGCGCGUAACUCGAGCUUGGGGGUGGUGGGUCUGGUGCCUUGCGCGGUGGGAGGAACGGCGAUUAAGGAGUGGGAACGAGGGAAGGAUCUCUACGACAACAUGGUGAGAAGGGCCAGAGAAUCGCUCAAGGCGGGCGGCCAGAUCAAGGCCCUGCUUUGGUAUCAGGGAGAGAGUGAUACGUUCUCUCUAGACGAUGCCAACUCUUACAAAUCCAACAUGGAGAGAUUCAUCCAGGACGUCCGUGCCGAUCUUCACUCUCCUUCACUUCCAAUCAUCCAAGUAGCGAUCGCAUCCGGGGACGAGCAAUUCCUAGAGAAAAUCAGAGAAGCGCAAAUGGGAAUCAAGCUCCCUAAUGUCUAUUGCGUUGAUGCAAAAGGAUUGGCGCUCAAAGAGGAUAAUCUCCACCUCACUACAGAGGCCCAGAUCCAGCUGGGGAGCAUGUUAGCUGAUGCGUAUCUCAUUCACUGCGCAUAUACACCUACUCUAUGAAGAUUUUGGUCCGUAUCCGUAA